UGGUGAGAAGCCGUGAGGAGGAUGGGGGAGGCCAAACGAGUUGCGGACUCGGACCACGCGCAGAGCUGAUGGACCCAUCUCAGAUUGGACGAGCAGUGCGAGCGGCGUACCAGGCGCCCGCCCUCUCUUGCGCCUGCCCCGCCUGGCUCAGCUCUUCCCUCCCGUUCUUCGCUGAAACCUGCUGCAAAUCCAGGCGGACGGCCGAUGCGCAUCGCCUCGGAACACGACUCAAUAGCUCGCCCACGAGCCCCGCGUUUGGCUGCCAGGCCGCGAACUACAGCCGUCUGACGGGCACAUCCGGACAGAUGCAGGCAAGGAGAUCUUCUCUGGCAUAGCGCACCGACACGCAGGCGUUGUUCGCUGGCCCUCGCCGUCGCGCACGACGAGCACACGAACGCGUCAAAGUCGCCGAGGAGGGACAGCCAUGACCAAUGAUGCUGUCCACCCGCGCGACCACAGCGUCUCUCGCUCGCCGAGGAAAUUUGACAAGCGCUCCAUCGGACGGACUGAGGACGCUCUUACUCAUGGGCUGGGGGGCAGAAUGAUAAUAUUGGCAUCACCCAUUCCUCCUGCGCUCGCCGCCCGGCGAGUCACAGACCCGGAUCUCUGGUCCUCCAGAUUCCUGUCCGAUUCGAUUUCCUGCAACUCACCGUCGUCACAAGCGGUACCCGCCGCAAUCCCCGUAGACGCCAGCCCCGCGUCCAAACCAGGUCCGCACAUUUUCCAACUCUUGUCGUUUAUUCGUGACAUGGCUGUUCAUCGUCCCCACAUAAAAGCCUCCGCAUGCCAUCGACAUCCGCCCA
Messenger RNA from Trametes versicolor FP-101664 SS1, 803 nucleotides. RefSeq lists its product as uncharacterized. The record is from RefSeq and is a predicted model, not a curated record. Lineage: Eukaryota; Fungi; Basidiomycota; Agaricomycetes; Polyporales; Polyporaceae. The transcript has 2 exons. Bases 69 to 335 code for a protein of 88 amino acids.